Molecule: messenger RNA, 796 nt
Organism: Entrophospora candida
Lineage: Eukaryota; Fungi; Glomeromycota; Glomeromycetes; Entrophosporales; Entrophosporaceae
Source: the annotation of a GenBank genome assembly
UAAAAUACUUGUCAGAUUUAAUUUUUCCAGAAUCAUCUACGGAUGAAGAACAAAAGAAAAUAAGAAGUCAAUCAAGAUAUUUUAUAGUAAGAGAAGGUAUCCUAUACAAGAAGAAUAGGAAGAAUCCUCAAAGACCCCUUUGGGUGGUAAAAUCAAAUGAAAUAUUACUGGAACAAAUGUAUAGUGAUAUAAGGGAGUAUGUUCAAACUUGUGAUGCAUGUCAACGUAGGGGUGGGCCUACUAAACAUGAAUAUCUACAUCCAAUUAAAGUUGAACAACCCUUUGAGAGAUUAGGAAUGGAUAUUGUUGGACCUUUGCCUGAGACUAGGAAGGGAAACAAGUAUAUGGUAGUGGCAACCGAAUACUUGACUAAAUGGCCAGAAGCUAGGGCGAUUCCUGAUGCAAAAGCUGCUUCGGUGGUACAAUUCUUCUAUGAAGACAUAAUUAGUCGCCAUGGAUCCCCUAAAAUAUUAUUAACUGACCAAGGAACACAUUUUGUUAAUCAAAUGUUGGAUGAAUUAUGUAGAGUGAUGGGAAUAAAACACAAAUUAUCAUCAGCAUAUCAUCCUCAAACAAAUGGUUUAGUAGAAAGAUUUAAUAGGACGCUUUGCAAAGCACUUGCUAAAAGAGAAGCAACUUUUCCAGUUGAAUUACAAAUUCUUACUUAUCCUACAGAAAUUGGUAGUGAAGAAGAAUUAUUAUUAAAAAGGGUUUAUGAACUCAUUGGAAAUUUACCAGAGAAAAGAGUGAAUGCGAGAGAAAAUAUUUCAAGGUCACAAGAAAAACAGAAAGAGCG